Messenger RNA from Perkinsus marinus ATCC 50983, 613 nucleotides. RefSeq lists its product as hypothetical. The record is from RefSeq and is a predicted model, not a curated record. Lineage: Eukaryota; Perkinsozoa; Perkinsida; Perkinsidae. The transcript has a single exon. The annotation marks the transcript as partial.
AAGUUCGAUACCUCUCUGCAACUGAGAGGCCUUAUUCGUCCAGGAGUCGAUGCUACCCCUGCUGAGCGGGAGAGGUUUGGAGCCAAGGCAGCGGGUAUUCUCAAGUCAGCCCUCAAGGGUAGGGCAGCAGUCGUGGCGUACCCACUCCCCCAAGAAAAACAGGACAACUUUGACCUCCUCGUGGCCGAGUUGAGAUUGGCCUUCGGCUUGGAUAGUCUCACGGCGUGGGCGGCGUUCUGCUCGAGAAGAAUGGGAGAAACGGAACCUAUUGAUGGUUAUGUUGCUUACCUUCGGGUACUAUUGGACAUAAGUCACCCUCGUCUAGGACAAGGGGCUAAGAGCGAGAUUCUACGCAGUCAGUUCGUCUGGGGUCUCCCUCAAGGAACUGCCAAAGCUUUAGUCCUAGCUAAGUAUGAGGACGGUACUGUGCCGUUGGAAUCCCUCGUUAUUCUUGCCAAGGACCAUCUCAAAGCUGCGCGCUUCGAGGGGUCGAAGAGCAUCGAGAUAGCCGCUGCAGCUAUGCGUAUGCGUGCAGACCAAGGCAAGGGCAAGAGAGGGUGGCAUAGGUCUCCUGGCAAGGGCAAAGGUAUGGCAAGGGAGGCGGACUAUACGG